Messenger RNA from Asterias rubens (European starfish), 2667 nucleotides. RefSeq names its product ATP-dependent RNA helicase DDX1-like. The record is from RefSeq and is a predicted model, not a curated record. Lineage: Eukaryota; Metazoa; Echinodermata; Asteroidea; Forcipulatida; Asteriidae. The transcript has 31 exons. The coding region runs from base 92 to 2308 and encodes 738 amino acids. Gene Ontology annotation, molecular function: ATP binding; nucleic acid binding; RNA helicase activity.
AGUAAACUUUUACGGUCGACGUUGAUGAAUUUCUCACCAUCACACAUUGCACGACCACGACGUCGUCUGCUGUCCCUUGUCAUUUGUCAAGAUGACUGCCUUUGCAGAGUUUGGUGUCGUUCCGGAGAUAGUGCAGGCUGUGGAAGAAAUGGACUGGCUGCUGCCAACGGAUGUCCAAGCAGAAGCCAUUCCAUUGAUCCUUGGGGGUGGUGACGUCUUGAUGGCAGCUGAGACUGGAAGUGGAAAGACUGGGGCGUUCUGUCUGCCAGUCAUUCAGAUCGUUCAGGAAUCACUGAGAUCCAAAUCCUCUGGGAAGAUGCAUGGAACUAUCAAAGCAAAAGCAGAUACCCCCAAUUGGCUGAUGAACUCGUUUGACAGAGGCGAUUCAAUGGCUAUAGAUGAAACUGGGUUACUAUGCCAGAGCAGGGAGCACAACUCAUGGCACGGCACACGCUCCAACAAGGGAGUUGUCAAUGGAGGCAGGUAUUACUACGAGGCAACCGUUACCGACGAAGGACUUUGUCGUGUUGGAUGGUCUACUGCUGAAGCUUCCAUGAAUCUAGGCACAGACAAGCUUGGGUUUGGCUUCGGAGGAACAGGGAAAAAGUCCUUUGGUCGGCAGUUUGACACUUACGGUGAGCCAUUUGGAAUUGAUGAUGUAAUUGGAUGCUAUUUGGAUCUCAACAAUGGGACCAUUGAGUUCGCAAAAAAUGGUGUUUACUUGGGCCUUGCGUUUGACAUUCCCAAACACAUUCUUCAGACACCGUUGUACGCUGCUGUCGUUCUUAAGAAUGCAGAAAUGAAGUUCAACUUUGGAGCCACACAAUUCAAGUACAAACCUGAGGGAGGUUACAAACCACUGUGCAGUGCAUCCCCAGAGUGUACGGCCAAAUCAUCCAAUACAGGUGCCCAGCAAGCGGUAGCUGGUAAACCUCAACCCAAUGCACCCAAGGCUAUCAUCCUAGAACCAUCAAGAGAGUUAGCUGAGCAGACACUGAAUCAGAUUAAGUUGUUCAAGAAACAUAUUCAAACUGAUUGUCCAAGAGAGCUGUUGAUAAUUGGAGGUCUACCAGCCAAGCAACAAAUUGAGGCACUUCAGAAUGGGGUGGAUAUAGUAGUGGCUACCCCUGGGAGAAUUGAAGACCUCAUUAGUACUGGGAAACUCUCACUUAAUCAGGUCCAGUUUUUCAUUCUCGAUGAAGCGGAUGGGCUACUGUCAGCUGGUUAUGGUCAACAGAUAACCCGUAUGUACGACCAGAUACCCAAGGUCACCAUGGAUGGCAAGAGGCUACAGAUGGUUGUUUGCUCAGCCACGCUACAUUCAUUUGAAGUCAAGAAACUUGCCGAGAAAUUGAUGCAUUUCCCAACAUGGGUCGACUUGAAGGGGCAAGAUAGUGUGCCAGAGACUGUCCACCAUGUCGUUGUCAAAGUAGACCCUAUUAAUGAUGCGUCAUGGCAACGCAAAGGACCCAAAGUGCAGACUGAUGGAGUGCACAAAAGAGACAACAUACAGUAUGGCAGUCAGAACAGUGAGACGCUUUCUGAAGGGGUCAAGAUCUUAAAGAUUGACUACCUCCUCAAGGCCAUUGCUGAGCACAAGAUGGAUCGAGGCAUCUUAUUCUGUCGCACCAAGGUAGAUUGUGACAAUGCAGAGAGAUACCUAGCAUCGAUGGGAGGCGGUCCAAACAGUUCUGCUGACCAUCAGUUCUCGUGUGUCUGUCUUCAUGGUGACAGGAAGCCCCCAGAACGUCGGGAGAACCUUCAAAGAUUCAAGGAUUGUCAGGUACGCUUCUUGAUUUGCACUGAUGUAGCGGCUAGAGGAAUUGACGUCAAAGGUAUCCCAUAUGUUGUGAAUGUCACGCUCCCUGAUGAAAAAGAGAACUACGUCCAUCGGAUUGGUCGUGUGGGACGAGCUGACAGGAUGGGCCUUGCCAUUUCGUUUGUGUCCACAGUACCGGAAAAGGUGUGGUAUCAUUCGUGUUCCAGCCGUGGCCGAGGCUGUACAAAAACAGCCUUGAAGCAGCAAGGAGGAUGCUGUAUAUGGUACAAUGAAAUGCAGUACCUGGGCGACAUAGAGGAGCACCUUGGGGUUGUGAUCGAUCAGACAGAACCAGACAUGAAAGUGGCCGCCAAUGAAUUCGAUGGCAAAGUAGUGUACGGACAGAAGAAAAUCAAUACAGGGAGUGGUUACAAAGGUCAUGUCGCCAUCUUAGCCCCGUCUGUCGCCGAGCUGGCUGAACUGGAGCAGAAAGCUCAGACGUCAUUUCUUGGGUUCACCGGUGUCCAGAACACACUAUUUGCAGCAUGAAUAAGGUUCGACUUCUUACAUUCUGCAAACAAAAAACACAGUGUGAAGUGUUAUUGUACAAACGACCAUUUCCAGGCAAUUUCCAAGAAGAAAAAAACAUUCAAAUUUGAAAUUCUACAUAAUUGUCUUGAGGAAAGUAAGGCAGUAAAAUUAGAAAAAAGUCUGCUGUAUGCUUCCACAAAGUGUUCCUUUCAUGUGUGGUGCCAAUGGUUGCCUCCAAGUUGCCUGUAAAAAAAGCCUUUUGCAAUGAGACCUUACAUACACAUGGUAGUGCGAAGGCUUUCAGAUUAUUAAUUUUGUUUUUUACCCAUACAGCGGUGUGUGUUAACACUGUAUACUCUACUGUAGUACUUUCCUGA